AUGGCUGCCCAAAUGUCGCAAGGCAGCCAGCCGCAAGCGAUGGAAAAUGAACCAAAUCCCUUGGCCAACAAUUAUGAUGCCAUGAUGGCCAAGUUGCUACCAAUCGACCCGACCUUGGAGACGGCGGAUCAAUCCCACUUCACCUGGUGUUUACCAAACUGGACGAAAUUAAAAAAAAGGGAACUGGGCCCGAAAUUUGAGUGCGGUGGAUCCAAAUGGUAUGUCGUCAAUCAAGAACAGAACCAGCAUUUAUCUAUCCACCUUAAGCAUGGUUUUGAUGAAGGAGAACUACCGGUCCACUGGAAUGCCUGUGUCCAGUUCUCUUUAGUCCUGUGGAAUACCACUAGCCCAGAAGCCUACAUUUCACAACUUGACAAACCAGAUUGGGGCUUCACAAAGUUUUGUGAACUUCGAAAGCUGUUAGGCCGUCUUGGAGAUAAACCAUCGUUGUUGGGUAACGACGAGGCCAAUAUCACCGCUUACGUUCGCGUAAUCAGAGAUUACACCGGAGUUCUAUGGCACACGUUUCAUAACUACGACUCAAAGAAAGCGACCGGCUUCGUUGGUUUGAAAAACCUUGGCUCCACUGGUUACCUAAACGUUAUACUGCAGUGUUUUUAUUUUACGAACAAAUUCCGCAAGGCUACCUACCAGUUGCAACAUGACGAUAAAUCAGAUGGAAACACUUUCCUGUGGGCAUUGCAACGCCUGUUCUACCAUUUACAAACCAAUGAUCAGUCGGCGUCCCCACUGGAGCUCACCAGAGCACUUGGAUGGGGGCCCAAACAUCUUUUUAUGCAACAAGAUGUCCAUGAGAUGACUCGGCUGCUCAUGGAUCGAUUUGUGGAAAACACUACUUUUUCGGGCAUCUUUCGUGGCAAAACUAAGAGUUAUGUUUCUCUUGACGGUGUCCAACAGUCAAAGAUAGAAAACUUCUGGGAUAUCAGCAUCAACGUCCAGAAUAUCCAAUCCCUCGAAGCAAGCUUGACAGAAUAUAUCCGCGAAAAUGUUAGCGAAGAACACAGAGCGAACGGUAUUCAAAAAACCACUAGCGGCGUUAUCCUUGAAACCUUGCCUGAUGUUCUCCACCUCCAUUUAAAGAGAUAUGCAUAUGACAUGCCCCAGCGCCAACUCGUGAAAGUCAAUGAUUUCUUCGCUUAUCCAGAAGAAUUUGAUGCAUCUCCAUAUCUUUCAGCCGACACCGAUAGGUCUGAAUCCUGGGUUUACCGAUUGACCGGUGUUGUUGUUCACAGUGGUGGUGUCUACCGCGGCCGUUACUGGGUGUUCUUACGCCCUGCAGCAAACAUGCCUUUCUUUAAGUUUGACGAUGAGCAGGUUACUCGUGCCAUGCUAAGGAAUGCCAUUGAAGACAAUUAUGGAGGGGAAGGACGGAUUACGAAUGCAUAUAUGUUAAUAUAUGUCCGCAAAUCAAGGAUUAAUGAUAUCCUUGCUGAUGUUACCACAGCGGACGUACCUGAAUCUAUAAGAAACGGGUUUCUACAAGAACAGGAGGCAGCCGAGCGUCUGAAAAAGGAGCAGGAAGAGCAACACCUCUACUUGCAAAUCACUCUGUCCUCAGUCACCCAGUUCAGUCUCCAUGACGGAUUCGACUUGACCAGCCCUAAAGUGGGUAAUAGUGGCACAGCCACCCUACGCGUCCGUAAAGAAACAUUGGCUAGCGAAUUAAUCCAAAAAGUCGCUAAGAAAAUGGGAUUGGGGCACGGGCAAUGUACCCUAUGGAUCUGCAUCAAUCGCCAGAAUGGAACACGCAGACCCCACGAACCCUUACUUCGCACUAACAUUACCAUGGAGCAGGCAUGCCUAGAUGUAGGAUUCGUCGGGCCCAACCCACAUAUAUGGGUUGAGACGAGCCCCGCUGGCACAAAGAUACCAUCCCCCGUACCCCAAACUACAGAUGGAGGAGUCAUGAUCCUGAUAUUCAUCAAAAAUUUCGACGUGGUCAACCAGACUCUGUGCGGUGUCACAUCCCUCUACGUUCGGAAAGACAGCACAGUUCGCCCCCACAUCCUCACAGUAAUGCAAUGGCCAGAAGAUUCGAGAUUUUCAGUUCAUGAAGAAGUAAAACCUUCAAUGAUCCUCAACGUGGACCCUAAUUCAACUCUCGAACGGGCUGAACUGGGGAACGGCGAUAUCCUCUGUGUUCAAAAGCUAGUGAAGCGCAGCGAGUACCCUCAUAACCUGCUAGCCAAAGAUGUUUCUCAGUACUUUGACAAUCUCAGAAAUGAGAGGAACAAACAGAAAUACACAUAA
Histoplasma mississippiense is the source of this 2271-nucleotide messenger RNA. RefSeq lists its product with no specific name. Gene Ontology annotation, cellular component: cytosol; nucleus. Gene Ontology annotation, biological process: regulation of protein stability; protein deubiquitination. Lineage: Eukaryota; Fungi; Ascomycota; Eurotiomycetes; Onygenales; Ajellomycetaceae. The transcript is spliced from 10 exons. Gene Ontology annotation, molecular function: cysteine-type endopeptidase activity; protein binding; cysteine-type deubiquitinase activity. The record is from RefSeq and is a predicted model, not a curated record. Bases 1 to 2271 code for a protein of 756 amino acids.